Molecule: messenger RNA, 2081 nt
Organism: Oryza brachyantha (malo sina)
Lineage: Eukaryota; Viridiplantae; Streptophyta; Magnoliopsida; Poales; Poaceae
Product: probable transcription factor GLK1
Exons: 6
Coding region: 309-1706 (465 amino acids)
Biological process (GO): positive regulation of DNA-templated transcription
Cellular component (GO): nucleus
Molecular function (GO): DNA-binding transcription factor activity; transcription cis-regulatory region binding
Source: RefSeq, a predicted model, not a curated record
CGCGGACAAGGCCACCCAUCAAACGAAUCGGAGAAAUCUCCCGCGAGCUAGCUUGUGGUCGACGUGCCUCCUCCCGUCGUCUCCCCGGCCCUAGCGAAUACUCCCCGGAGAUUACGUCUUUCUCCUCGCAACUAACACAAACCUAGCUAGCUUUGUCACUCACCCACCGCACCAACUGGGCAAGCUCGCUCGCUCUCGAGUCUCGACUGAUGCCGCGGCUAGCCCUGCGCCGCGCGUAACCUAACGUCUCGUUUACUUGCGUUGCACUGCUUCUUGAAGCUGGGCGGUGGUGACACAAGUGGGCCGAGAUGCUCGCCGUUUCACCGGCGAUGUGCCCCGACGUCGACGAGCGCGCUGGACUGGCCGGCGCCGAAGUCGUCGCUGCUGGCAUGGAGGUCGUCGGGAGUGUCGGCAUGCCGUCGGACAUGGAGUUCGACUUCUCCGUCGAUGACAUAGACUUCGGGGACUUCUUCCUCAGGCUGGAGGACGGCGACGUGCUUCCGGACCUCGAGGUCGACCCGGCCGAGAUCUUCACCGACUUCGAGGCGGCCGCUGCGAGCGGCGGCGAGGGGGACGGGGUGCAGGACCAGAAGGUUCCCACCGUCGAGCUUCUGGCCACGCAGGAUGUGCUGGAUCCGUGCGGGGAUGUCGCCGUCGAGGAGAACGCGGCGAUUUCCGAGGCCGGACCAGGACAUGAGAAGGCAGGGUGCAACCAAGAUGACGACGCAGCGGAGGUGAAUGCCGACGUCGGCGGCGACGCAGCCGCGGUGGCAGAGGCCAAGGCGUCGUCACCGUCGUCGACGACGUCGUCGUCGCAGGAAGCUGAGAGCCGGCACAAGUCGUCGAGCAAGAGCUCCCAGGGGAAGAAGAAAGCGAAGGUGGACUGGACGCCGGAGCUUCACCGGAGGUUCGUGCAGGCGGUGGAGCAGCUCGGCAUCGACAAGGCCGUGCCGUCGAGGAUACUUGAGAUCAUGGGUAUCGAUUCGCUCACCCGGCACAACAUAGCCAGCCAUCUCCAGAAAUACCGGUCACAUAGAAAACACAUGCUUGUGAGAGAGGCGGAGGCGGCGAGUUGGACCCAACGGAGACAGAUUUACGCUGCGGGCGGAGGUACAGUUGCCAAGAGGCCGGAAUCCAAUGUAUGGGCUGUUCCUACCAUCGGCUUCCCUCCGGCGCCGCCACCACCUCCACCACCGCCACCCAUGCAACACUUCAGCCGACCAUUGCAUGUCUGGGGCCACCCAACGAUAGACUCGCCUCGGGUUCCAAUGUGGCCACCAAGGCCGCAUCUCGUCCCACGUGGUCCGGCACCGCCAUGGGUUCCUCCUCCGCCUCCGCAGUCGGACCCUGCUUUCUGGCACCAUGCUUACAUGAGGGGGCCAGCACAUAUGCCGACUCAAGGGACACCUUGCAUGGCGAUGCCAAUGACAGCUGCGAGAUUUCCUGCUGCACCGGUGCCAGGAGUUGUCCCGUGUCCAAUGUAUAGGCCACUGACUCCACAACCGCUGGCAAGCAAGACCCAGCAAGAUGCUCAGCUUCAACUACAGGCACAACCAUCAAGCGAGAGCAUAGACGCGGCAAUUGGCGAUGUUUUGUCGAAGCCGUGGCUGCCUCUGCCUCUUGGACUGAAGCCGCCAUCACUGGACAGUGUGAUGGGCGAGCUGCAGAGGCAGGGGGUUGCAAACGUUCCUCCAGCGUGUGGAUGAUGAAUGCUUGCUUGCAAGGUCGAUGGGCUCGAUCCGUUCCUGACUCGAUCGAUCGCUGCUUGUCAGCUGGUCAGUGCACCGGCCGAAAAAGAAGAAAAAGAGAAAUUCGCCGACAUGUCCUUUUCUUUUCUUUCUCCGUUUGGAGACCUCGCUGUUCUUGGACCUCUCGAUUACUUUUUAGCUUGUGCAGAUCUUGAAAGACAUCUUUGUUUUGACUUCGGGAGCAAUUAACCAGAGUAUGUACAUGUAAAUGUAAAAUGUAUUGGCUGUCAGUUCUCAGCUACGAAUAAAUUUAAUAACGGUUGUUCCGAAUAGGGCUUAUUUUAUUUUUGUACGUUGAUUCGCUGUUGGUUCAAACACUCCAGAAAUCUACCU